Messenger RNA from Apus apus (common swift), 10749 nucleotides. RefSeq names its product protein tyrosine phosphatase non-receptor type 21 (gene PTPN21). The transcript has 20 exons. Gene Ontology annotation, cellular component: cytoskeleton. The coding region runs from base 614 to 4273 and encodes 1219 amino acids. Gene Ontology annotation, biological process: protein dephosphorylation. The record is from RefSeq and is a predicted model, not a curated record. Gene Ontology annotation, molecular function: protein tyrosine phosphatase activity. Lineage: Eukaryota; Metazoa; Chordata; Aves; Apodiformes; Apodidae.
GAAAGGAAAUUAAAUGCACACACACAGAGGUACACGGAGACGGGCGAUUUGAAAAUAUUCCUGAGAACGCAACUUGCGCUCAUGCAGCGCAGCGCCACAUGAAAGAGACUCCCUGAAGAGCUGGCUGGCACAGGUUUAUUUUGUUGUGAUAUUUCCUUCCACCCCUAGCUCUUUACCCAGUGGAAUGAUACCCAGAGCAAGUUUUUUGAGACAGGAAGUGAGGAAUGUUUUCACUAUGAGUGAUCUGAGAAGAAGGUGGGUUAACCGAGAUAGCAGCUGUUUCGGACAAGAAGAGCACAGUAAGUCAGUUCCUGAGGAAAACAGAUGAGAUGGCUCCGGGAGAAAACGUCUUGGAGCACUGGGGUUUUUUUCCGGCUACACGUACGUGAAAGGAGAGGCGGUGUCUUGGAUCGCUGCACAAGGAUUCCAGUGGAUGCCCCUUCUACUUGUCUCUUGGUGGAAAACUUGCUUGUCUUUAAUGGAUACUGCUGCUGGAGGUUGAUCUCUGGAGACUUUAUAGCUCCUUACCUUUUGAGAGGAGAUAGCUUCUUGUCCCCUCUCAAGGUCACGGUGGUAGCUCUUGGUCAGUGACCAUCUGUGAGGGAAGAAGAAGAUGCCUCUACCUUUUGGGUUAAAACUGAAACGAACUCGACGUUACACGGUGUCCAGCAAGAGUUGCUUGGUGGCUCGUAUCCAGCUGCUCAACAAUGAAUUCGUGGAGUUCACGCUCUCGGUGGAAAGCACGGGCCAGGAAAGCCUGGAAGCAGUGGCUCAGAGGCUUGAACUGCGGGAGAUUACGUAUUUCAGUCUAUGGUAUUAUAAUAAGCAGAAUCAGCGCAGAUGGGUAGAUUUGGACAAGCCUCUGAAAAAGCAGCUGGACAAAUAUGCCUUGGAGCCAACUGUGUAUUUUGGAGUAGUGUUCUAUGUGCCUAGUGUUUCUCAGCUUCAGCAGGAGAUUACCAGGUAUCAGUAUUAUUUGCAAUUAAAGAAAGAUAUUUUGGAGGGCAACAUUCCAUGCACACUGGAACAAGCAAUACAUCUGGCUGGUUUAGCUGUUCAGGCUGAUUUUGGAGACUAUGAUCAGUAUGAAUCUCAGGAGUUUCUGCAAAGAUUUGCUUUGUUUCCAGUGGGCUGGCUACAAGAAGAAAAAAUACUGGAAGAAGCAACACAGAAAGUUGCCUUGCUACAUCAGAAGUACAGAGGCCUUACUCCUCCUGAUGCCGAAAUGUUAUAUAUGCAGGAAGUAGAAAGAAUGGAGGGCUAUGGUGAGGAGACCUAUCCUGCAAAGGACAGCCAAGGAAGUGACAUAUUCAUUGGAGCAUGUCUUGAUGGUAUCUUCGUAAAACACAAAAACGGUCGUCCUCCUGUUGUCUUUAGGUGGCAUGAUAUUGCCAACAUGUCUCACAACAAAUCCUUUUUUGCAUUAGAGCUGGGAAACAAAGAAGAGACAAUCCAAUUCCAAACUGAAGAUAUGGAAACAGCAAAAUAUGUAUGGAGGAUGUGUGUGGCUAGACACAAAUUUUACAGACUAAAUAAAUGCAGCCUAGACUCCCUGGACUCUCCACCUGAGGAGGGCUCUCAGAAGUCUUCCCUCAUUCUUUCCCUUCCACGCUUUCCAAUCCUUUCUCGUCCUUCACUUCCCAAAGGACAAACCCAGCCUGUUACAGUGAAUCCUGUUAGAAGGCGGUCUUCAUCUAGGAUGUCUAUGCCCAAGCCUCAGCCUUACAUGAUGCCUCCACCACCUCAGCUGCAUUACAAUGGUCAUUAUACUGAACCAUAUGCAUCCUCCCAAGAUAACCUCUUUGUGAGCAAUCAGAAUGGAUACUACUGUCACUCUCAGACUAGCCUGGAUAGAGCCCCUCAUGACUACAGUGGUCGGAUCCGCAAUGGUAGUGUCUAUAGUGCACACAGCACAAACUCCUUGAACAAUCCACAGCAUUACUUGCAGCCAUCCCCCAUGUCCUCUAACCCAAGCAUUACUGGAAGUGAUGUCCUCAGACCUGAUUACGUCCCAUCACACAGACACAGUGCACUCAUACCACCUUCUUACCGCCCCACGCCGGACUAUGAAACUGUGAUGAGACAACUCAACAGGGGAAUGGUGCACACAGAUAGGCAGAGUCAUUCAAUGAGAAAUCUUAACAUUAGCAAUUCCUAUGCUUACAGCAGGCCUGAUGCCUUAGUUUACAGUCAACCUGAAAUACGAGAACAUGCUCACUUCACUUCCCCACAAUCUAACCACUAUCCAUUUAACCUGAACUACAGUUUUCAUAGCCAGUCCCCCUAUCCCUAUCCUGCUGAAAAGCGCCCAGUUGUUGGGGCAGUCAGUGUGCCUGAGUUGACAAAUGUGCAGCUCCAGGCUCAGGACUAUCCAGCACCAAAUAUAAUGAAGACCCAAGUCUAUCGACCACCUCCCCCGUACCCGUACCCAAGACCGGCAAAUAGUACUCCAGACCUUUCACGACAUAUCUACAUUAGCAGCAGCAACCCAGAUCUUAUCACAAGGCGAGUGCACCAUUCUGUCCAGACAUUUCAGGAAGACAGCCUGCCUGUGGCACAUUCUCUCCAGGAAGUCAGUGAACCUCUAACAUCAGCACGCCAUGCUCAGCUGCAGAAAAGGAACAGCAUUGAAAUAGCAGGCUUGACUCCCAGCUUUGAAGGAAUAAGAAUUAAAGAGAGGACCAUGUCAGCUUCUGCAGCAGAUGUGGCUCUUCCGAGAGUUAUUUCAGAAGGGUCACAGCCCAACAUUCUGAUGGAGAGAAAAAAGCAAAAAGAAAGCGAGCAAGAGGAAAGUGUGAACUGUGAUCAUAAGAAAACCCUUUCAGAUGCCACUAUGCUGAUUCACAGUAGUGAGGAGGAAGAAGAAUUUGAAGAAGAAAACAAGGCUAGUUCAAGUCUUUCUCCUCUCCCAGAAGAUCAAACCCAACUUUCAUCUGUUAUGGGUGGUUAUUCCCAUGAUUCAGUUCUGAACUACCCUUACAGCUCCAUUCCUUCAUCUGCUGGCCCUUUGCAUAUUCUUGAGCCUAAAUUACAUAUUACAGAGACAGAAAAGAGAAUGAAAGAUAUGAGCCCUGUCCAUUUACUAGUAGAAAGCCAGGUGCAGAGAAGAGGGGAAGGACUGCUUACUCCAUCUAUGUCGGAAUCUGAUCUUACAACAUCAGGGAGAUACAGAGUAAGGAAAGAUUCAGUGAAGAAGAGACCUGUGUCGGAUCUUUUGUCUGGAAAGAAGAAUAUUGUGGAAGGCCUUCCCCCGCUAGGUGGCAUGAAAAAGAAUAAAAAUGAUGCAAAAAAAAUAGGGCCUCUAAAGCUAGCUGCCCUAAAUGGACUAACCUUGACUAGAAUGCCUCUGCCAGAUGAGGGAAAGGAAGAAUCAACAAGAGCAACAAAUGAUGAACGGUGUAAAGUUCUGGAACACCGGUUAGAGCAGGGGAUGGUGUUUACUGAGUAUGAGCGCAUUCAGAAAAAAAGACUCAUAGAUGGUGAGUGCUCAAUAGCUCGGCUUCCUGAAAAUGCUGAAAGAAACCGGUUCCAGGAUGUCCUUCCUUAUGAUGAUACCAGAGUAGAGCUAGUCCCAACCAAAGAAAAUAACACGGGUUACAUCAAUGCAUCUCAUAUCAAGAUCUCCGUUGGCGGCAUAGAGUGGGAUUACAUUGCUACGCAGGGCCCUUUGCAGAACACAUGUCAGGAUUUCUGGCAAAUGAUCUGGGAACAGGGGAUUGCCAUCAUAGCUAUGGUGACAGCAGAGGAAGAAAGCGGGCGAGAAAAAAGCUUCAGAUACUGGCCACGUCUUGGUUCGAGACACAACACUGUAACUUAUGGAAGAUUUAAGAUAACCACACGAUUCCGUACUGACUCAGGCUGCUAUGCAACUACGGGUUUGAAGAUUAAACAUCUUCUCACAGGACAGGAGAGAACAGUUUGGCAUCUGCAGUAUACUGACUGGCCAGAGCAUGGCUGUCCAGAGGAUUUAAAGGGAUUUCUAUCAUACUUGGAAGAGAUACAGUCAGUGCGGCGCCAUACGAACAGCACUGCGGAUCCUAAAAACUCCAAUCCUCCUGUACUGGUACAUUGCAGUGCAGGUGUGGGACGAACAGGAGUGGUCAUACUGUCAGAGAUCAUGAUUGCUUGCUUGGAACACAAUGAGAUGCUGGACAUCCCACGGGUUCUGGACAUGUUGAGGCAGCAGAGAAUGAUGAUGGUGCAGACUCUUUCGCAGUACACUUUCGUCUAUGGAGUUCUUAUUCAGUUUCUCAAAAGUUCUAGACUUAUAUAAUCCGUGCCACUUCCUAAGGGACACUGCAAGAGUUUACAGAAAGAAAAUGAUGGUUGUCCAGGCAGACCUGCUUUCACUGGUGUUUUCUUCAUAUGAGGAAUCAUGCAGUUACCUUUUAGGGCUGGUAUGUGACUGUUAAAUGCAAGUCAGUGUUAACAGCCCCUGCAAAGCAGGAUCUUCACUGGACUAAAUUCUUCCCAUGUUCAAGCUGCGGUCAUAUUAGAGAAUGAUUUUACUUGUACUGGUCUGAAGUACUUGUGUAUGUUCUUUAGAGUGGUGUUACUCUGGGAAGAAUUCUUAUGGAAUGAAAGUACAUGGCACACUUUGAUUAACAUUAUGUUUUAAAACAUAACUGUUAACUGUGGGAAAGCUAAAAUUUGUAAAUGCACGUAGGGUGAUAGACCUGUUCCUUGGGAAUGUCAAGGUCUUCUGCAGUAUAAUUCUGCUUUCAAUUUUAUAUUUAGAACAAUACAUCUAUAUUUUUUAAAAUGAACUUUUGAUUUCCUCUGGUUUACGCAGGAAAAUGAGCAGCUCUGUUAUUUUUAUAUUUUGCAUUUUUUAAUAAAAAAAAACCCACACCAUGAAACGCCAUAAUCCAAAACUUUUUAAACAGCAUAUUUUCAGAGGAGAAGACUGACAGUGGUUAAACUAACUUUUCAAAAAUCAUGCAGAAAAAACUAGGGGAAGCUAUUGGUAGUUAGUUGUAGUGCCAUGCAACAGAACUGAGAAGUGAAAGAUGAUGUUACCUGUUGAUAACUUCCAUUUGAGCAGAGGCGUGUUUACCUGCAACAAGAAGGGGAAAAUAAUUAUAAAAGGUUAUUGGAAACAAAUGGAUGAGAGAAAGUACAUAUUCAGUAUUAUUCAUAUAUUUAGAGGACAGUUUGAUUUUACUGGCUGAAAUCAAAGUGGAUGCAAAUGUUUUAAGCACUUUUUUUGCUCUGUUAUUUAUGUAGUUAAACAUAGAAACCAUAAUCACGCAUUGUUUCAUAUGGUAAUAUACCAUUACUAACCUGUUAUUUUAGGAAGAGCCUUUUAAGUUGAUGAAGUGAGAGAACCAAAACUGGAGUAAGAAAGUGCAUAGGAAGGAAGCGGAAAUGAUGGUAUGAAACCUUAUGGAGGAGGUGUGGCAACUGUGAUUGCUGAUUUACACGGUGCAAAAAUGACAAUUGAAAAUGUUUAUGUUCCCAGUCAAGAAAUCCUUUAAAGUAUGAGAAGUUUCUGUAAAAUCCUCCAGGUUCUUUUGUCAGUACUAGGACAGAUUUUGCUAAAUCUGUGCAGUGUUGCAGUGAAGAAUAUCCACAGAAGCUGUCUGAAAACAUCUGCAGAAUGUAAGAGCACUUACAGGUAACAGUGGAGAUGUGGGUAUUUUAGAAGCUGUGUAGGUGGCUAAGUCAAUGGCUGUGGCAUGGACCUGAAGAUGACUCAUACCUCUGGUAGUUUCCAUUUUGUCCCAUCAGUCUGGUCUAAUUACAGUAUCCCUAAAUAAUCCUCUGCCUGUGGUUUUCAAAUGAGGACAAUGUGGUUUUUUAAAUGGGGACAGUGUGGUCUUACCUGCCUUUUCAAGUGUUUUGAGAUGCUGACUGGAAAACCCUAUUUAAAAGUGAGCUAUUUGAUUUCAUUUUUUAAAAACCCAAACCUGUGAUAGACUAUUUUGCAGGGAUGUUUAAGGUGUCCAUUUCCUGUGAUACCUGCUUAGCAAAACUAAACGAAGCUGAAAACUAUUUUUAUCACUGGUGAAAUUGUUAUUUUUCUGAGCUAUAAUAAGGAUUUGGAAGCUAUUUUGAAUAAUUAAGCCCCCCUCAAAACAAUAAUAGUAUCCAAAAACAUUAAUGAGGAAUAAUAAGUAGGUUUCCUCUGUAAUAAGUGACUUCCACAAAGAAAAAAAACCCACAUGGUCCUAAUAACAUUGUGCUAAUAUGUCUUUCUAUAUGGAAUGUAUUGCGUUAAAAUACACCAUAUUAGUGUAGAGCAUUUGGUCUGCCUUUAGGCAGUCUGAAUUGUUCUGCUCUCAGUGAAAGUAACAUUGCAUAUUUCAGAUGGGGAAAGACAUUUUUCUCUUCAUAAAAUCAUGAAUGGUUUGGGCUAUAUUAACUGCCAAAUGUAAAACUGGAAGUCCAGAAGAAACCAGUUAGUGCAGACUGAUUCUUUAGGUGUAAAUCUUGCCCAUAAGCAAAUUUAACAUAUUGGGGUUAACAGAAGUAUUGAAAGAAAUGAACAUACUUAGCUAUUUGUAUUAUGCUGUGUUUUAAAAACAUUGCUUUUUUUUGCCUCAGUUCACUUCUAUUUUCAGAAAUAUUUUUGAAUGGGAAGGUAUACUCUAAAAUGUGGCUUGUGCCAUUUCCACUUCUAAACUUUGGACUGUGAUCUCCAUAACCAGAUAUGUGCAGCUUUUAAUGAAAUUAUAUACAACCACAAUGUCAAGCAACAAUUUUUAGCUGUUCUGCAGUUCCUGGGACAGAACAUUAGCUGUGAGGCAUUAAAAGGAGCAGUUAAAAGAAGCAAUUUAAUGCAAAGCUUACAGGAUUAUCUGCAGUAGGUGGGGAAACAAGUGUCUUUUGUCUUCCUUUUCUGUUUUGUUGAAAUAAGUUGUGUUCACUUUUAGAGGCAGUUGGAUGGUUGCUCUCUUAUCUGGUAGUCACAGUCUUGAUUUAUUUUUUUAAGUGUAACACUGCUACCUCCUUCACUUCAGCUUUCAGUUCUGUCCAUCAGCAGUCUGCUUUUGCAUUAAUAGACUUGACUUUAAUAGAUUGGACUUUAUGGGAGUGUACCUCCUGAAGACAGCAGGAUUGCUUUUGUGUGCAAGCAUAUAGCUCCAAGCAAGCACUGAAAAUGAGCAAUUUCUCUUCUCAAGAUACCAAAUGAAAAUAAACUUAACAACCUCCUGUAACGAAUUUAAUUUUGAAACCAUUGUUUAGAUUUUCAGUCAUCUUUUAAAAGAAAUUUCAGUUUUUAGCACUUUGCGCUGAGCCUUGAAAAGGGAUUCUUUUUCACAUGUAAUUGUUCUGAGUGCUUCAUGAAGUGUUGGACAUUAGAACAUCCACUGUCCAAAACCAGUCACAGUGUGAGUCAGAGGUAUAUCUAUCUGUCAAAAGCUUAAAAUUCCACCGAAAACCUGUCCAUUUUGCCAAAUGUGCUUCUGUUUUAUGGGGAUGAAACUAGAUUAUUAUGCAAGAUUUGAGCUGAUCUUUUUUAGUAAGAAAAGUUGUAUGAAGACAUUUUUGCAGUAAAUGGGCAAGAUGACGCUGAUCUCUAGGGAUGUCAGAGCUCUCAGGGAUAAAUAAAGGUGCUAUAUGCUGUCAGGAGGCAGAUUUGACUGUCUUUAGUGGGCUAGGUGGAAAAUGCUUUUUAGGAUCAAAUUCUGUGAAGAGUCAGGAGAAGAACCCACAGAUUGUGGCGAGGGCUUCUGCCCAUUUGAUUUCUUUGUUGGUUGCUCUGAUGAGAGAUUUUUUGGCCAGUGAAUCUUUGUACUCUUGGGCUAGCAACUCUGAGAGCCUAAGUCAGAGCCCUGCUCGUUGCAAAGAUGUCACUGACUCAGCAGACUUUGCUGUAGGCUGCAGAUGACUCCUCAGCCCAUUCUGUGAGGGAGAAGCUCUGUGAUCCACAGGGGAGUUUUGCAUAGCUUUUCUGCAGCUUUUCUGCACAGCAGUGCUUUCCUUUUUCUGCUGUCCCCCAUGAAGAGCAAGAAAAGUCUUAUGCCUUAGUAUUGUUCUCCUGGUGAUACCUUUUGCACAAGUGCAUGGUCAAAGCUACAAGCGCAGGGUGCUGGUGUUAUACCUAGAAAUACAUUUAAUUCAAAGCAGGUGAGCAAGGCAGAACUGUAAUUUCUGUGAAUGAAAAGCUGCUCUAAGUUGUCACAAAAAAAUAGGAAAAAAAGCAGAAGAAAUAACCAAAACCAAGUAAAAUAAAUGUGUACUAAAAUGAAAAAAAAAAUCUUGGCAUUUUGGGAAAUUUCUUUUUGGCUUCUCUUGUAAUCCUGUGUGUUUCUUUCAAACUGGAUGACGUUUAGAGCAAUUUUCUCCAAAAAUAGCUUCUCAAAUGUAAUAAGUAAGAUGUAAUAAGUAAAUGUAAUAAGUAAAUGUAAUAAGCACACCUGUGAGUGCUGCUACAUUUUUCUUGUUGGAGCAGCUGUUAAAGUUGAGUGGCUUGUGUACUUCAGUGGCCUCUGGACCAAACUUGGGAAUUGCAGGGUCGUUUAUCCUACAAGCUCACUGGGUAUUGAGACCUCAGUUCUAACAUCAGUAGGGUUCAUAAACCAUGGACUAAAAAUAGUGAAUUUGUUACUGUAUUUCAAUAGUAGGUUCAAAUUAUUAAUUUAAAAGAAACGACUUCAGUUGCUAAGAUCUCUGUGCUUUUAGAGUUUAGGGUUUGUUUGGUUUUCUUUUCAGUACUGCAAAGUCAUGCAAAGCCAGAGUCCAGUUCUGCAAGAUGCAGAAUUCCUGCAGUUCUUCCUGAUAUUGUAGGAAUUAAAAUGGGCUGCCAGUUAAACCCUGAGUCCUUAAAACAUGGAUGCUCACAUGUCUACUUUAAAUUUAAAUACAGAUUACAAGAAUUAACCAAAAGAAUGCAGAAGGAAUGUGCAAGCAUGAGGCUACAGCAUCCAAAGGAAAGGUAGCUGAAAUAGUUUGGGAAAAAAAUCUCUUGUGUAACUACAAAAUGUUGGAAGUAAAGAGUGAGGAUUUGAGGAAUGGCUGAAGGCAUUUGGAGAUUGAUUUGGAAUGGUUUGUAGCCACAGUAGAACUGCUAGAAGGGUUUGAUUCAUAUGGUAUGUUUUUCAUGGCAUGGCAGGGUGAGUGAAGAUGUAGUUAUAGGUGUUAUUUUUCCUGGCUUUUUAAAAUGUGAUUUUUAAAACUCCAAAUAUUUUUUCAGGGGUUGUGUUAUUUUUACGUAUCUUCUUUUCCAAAUGUGUUUAAUGCAAUCUGUCAGCUCAGUUUCUGUUUACUUACUAAAGGUCAGAUUUUUCAAACCGUCGUCUCUGGUUUUACACAUGCAAAAUGCAGGGGGAAUAGGCACACAUGCAAGUUUGUAGUUGAUGAUUUCUAAUGGAUGCAGGUUAGAUGAUUUGAAAAUCUACAUAAUUGAUGAAUGCAGCCAGGUUUUUAAAGUAGUUGUCAAUUGCACCAGGUUAAGGCAGGGCUGAAAAUCAGGCCCUUGAAAUGUGGAAUUCCUCUGUGCUUAGACAUUAUUUUGCAGUGCGGCAUUUGCAAGGCAGUGAUACUAAUACAACAGUGUGAUGAGGUUAGGGAAAAAAUCUUAAACUUCUAACAGCAGUUUCAAACAUUUCUGUAAAACAUAAUAAUUCUUUGUAAGAACCUGUUGGGGACCAGCUAACUUGAUGUAUUCUGUUGGCAUCAUGUGUUACUUCAAGGUCUACAGGGGCUGAAAAAAAAAAAAAAAGGAUUUGUUAACUUCAGUGAGCGUUUAAAAAAAAGCAGUUGCUAAAUGACCUUUGGUUCUGUUCUUUGCUGUUUUCCAUGCUGCACUCAGUGGUGAAGAAUGAUCUCCAGUGUAUUUGUUCUUUAGAAGUCUGUUCUUCAGCUCUAAUUGGGGAAUGAAGGUAGAAAUCAAAUGCAAAGGAUCCAAUGAAUGGAGUUUACAACAGAUGCAGCCUGUGGCAAGUUAGAGAGCAAGCCUGUGGGUACAGUAAGGUUAUUUUGGUUCAGAAACAUGGCAAUCAAACUACCAAAUUCCUAAUUUUAUGAGCACAGUUCCAGAAGGUGCCUAGCUUUUAUAAAGGGAAUUUAAAUGCUAUUUUCCAUUUAGAAAUACUUAGGUAAAAUUAGGAUACUUUUAAAGUACUGUAAAGACUUUGCAAAUGCCAUUAAUUUUUAGAAUGGUAGGAAACUUGAUGGGGAAAAACCUUGUAAAAUCCUCCAGUCACCUUGCUAAUCCUGGGUAAUUCUGACAGACAAGGUGUAUAUGCUCUUAACAAGGAUAGUUUCUUAAAUUGCUUUGAAAUACCCAACGUUUCUGUCAUCUUUAUGGCUGAUCUGGGGGAGACUUGGAUGGAAAUUUUAGAGGCUUGGCCUGGCAAAUCGGUAAAUAUGUGCACUCCUGCACAUUGCUGAAAUCUCUUCUCUCAGUUAAAACAAAUGGGUGUUUGAAGUCCUUUCAGCAGUUUUGUAGGAUUGAGUCCUUGAUGUCAGAGGAAUUCAGGAUCUGGCUCCAUUUUCUUCUGUUUUCAUAUGAACCAGUAUGCAAGGAUUUAAAUAGGACUUUGUUUAAACAGUAGCAAACAUGAAGUAUUAUUUUCUAGUACUAAGCUAGUGGUUAACGUGUCUAUUUUUGCUGUCUUGCCACCAAUACUGUAAAAAUGUAUAAUCAAAACAGCUUUAAUUCUUGUAAAACUGAAAUUGGUUUGUAAAACAAUGUACAAAUUGUGUUUCAUAGAUGGAAAAGCUUGUAUUACUGAAUGUAAUAUAUGUGAAAUGAAUAUAUUAUAGUCUAUUUUUGCCAUGGAAAUAAAUAUUUGAAGCAAC